AUGUCAAAAUACGAGAUCACCUUCGUCACCCCCUCCAAACAAGACAAGGGCAUCUUCAAGCCGACAUUCCGACAGGCAUAUCCCAAUCUACCUAUCCGCAUCACAGUACCGAAAUUCUCGGGGUAUACGCUACCGCUAAAACCUCAAAUAGUUAUCAGUCAGUUCAUCGCAAAGGUUCAGUAUGGCGCGGGGUGUAUGGCAGAUCAUGAGCUCUUUGACAAUAUCGGCCUGUCGACGGAUGUGGAUAGUGAAGGGUUCAGGGAGAUCAAGGGAAGUCGUUUGAAUACGUGGAUUGUGUUCAAGGAUUUGAAUGUGAAAUUCAUCAACAAAAACAAUAUCAAUCUGUACGGCAAUGUUAGCAUGAAGAAAAUCGACAUCAGCGACAGGGGCGGUCUCCUUGUCAAAGCUUGGACGCCAAAAACAGGCAUAGUAGAGAUUAAGGAUGUAGUCUUCCAGGUUCUCGGGGUAUACAAAAUUGCAUUUGAGUUGGAAUUUGACGACGGGCAGAAAAUUGGCUGGACGCCGUGGCAGGGCGUGGAGGUUCAGGUCAAAAAGAAUAGCCAAAUUAAUGUGCCAAUAUGCAUGGCUGGACGAUAUGAAUGGGUAAAUGAAUAG
Molecule: messenger RNA, 615 nt
Organism: Talaromyces proteolyticus
Lineage: Eukaryota; Fungi; Ascomycota; Eurotiomycetes; Eurotiales; Trichocomaceae
Exons: 1
Coding region: 1-615 (204 amino acids)
Source: RefSeq, a predicted model, not a curated record